AUGUCCUUCGUCGCCCGUUCCGCACGCUCAGCAGCUCGCCGCGCAGCCUCCAAGGCGGCCACCAAGCCGGCACAGACCGCCUCCUACUCUCUGCUUGCCCGCGCAGGCGCGGCUGCACCCAAGCGGGCCGCAACUGCUGUGCAGACGCGUGGUAUCAAGACCCUCGACUUUGCUGGUACCAAGGAGGUCGUUUACGAGCGCUCCGACUGGCCCCUCGCCAAAUUGCACGACUACUUCAAGAACGACACUCUUGCUCUCAUUGGCUACGGCUCCCAGGGUCACGGCCAGGGUCUCAAUGCCCGCGACAACGGCUUGAACGUCAUCGUCGGUGUCCGCAAGGACGGCGAGAGCUGGAAGCAGGCCAUCGAGGACGGCUGGGUUCCCGGCGAGACGCUCUUCCCGAUUGAGGAGGCCAUCAACAAGGGUACCAUCAUCAUGAACCUGCUCUCCGACGCCGCACAGUCGCAGACGUGGCCGGAAAUUGCUCCGCUCAUCACCAAGGGCAAGACCCUCUACUUCUCCCACGGUUUCUCUGUCGUCUACAAGGACCUCACCAACGUUAUCCCGCCCAAGGAUGUUGACGUUAUUCUUGUCGCACCGAAGGGCUCUGGCCGUACCGUCCGCACCCUUUUCAAGGAGGGCCGUGGCAUCAACUCGUCCAUCGCCGUCUGGCAGGACGUUACUGGCCAGGCCAAGGAGAAGGCCACCGCUCUCGGUGUCGCCGUCGGCUCUGGCUACAUGUAUGAGACCACCUUCGAGAAGGAGGUGUACUCUGACCUCUACGGCGAGCGUGGUGUCCUUAUGGGUGGUAUCCAGGGCAUGUUCCUCGCACAGUACAAGGUCCUCCGCGCAAACGGCCACUCACCCAGCGAGGCCUUCAACGAGACCGUUGAGGAGGCUACCCAGUCCCUCUUCCCUCUCAUCGGCCAGCACGGCAUGGACUACAUGUACAACGCCUGCAGCACGACCGCUCGCCGCGGUGCUCUCGACUGGGCCCCCAUCUUCGAGAAGGCGAACACCCCUGUCUUCGAGGCUCUGUACAAGAGUGUGAAGGACGGCACCGAGACCAAGAAGUCGCUCGAGUUCAACGGCCGCAGCACUUACCGCCAGGACCUCGCUAAGGAGCUCAAGGAGAUCGACGAGCAGGAGAUCUGGCGCGCUGGCAAGACCGUGCGCUCGCUCCGCCCUGACUACAAGCCCUGA
This is a messenger RNA of Peniophora sp. CBMAI 1063, 1203 nucleotides long. NCBI's taxonomy places the organism in Eukaryota, Fungi, Basidiomycota, Agaricomycetes, Russulales, Peniophoraceae. The record is from the annotation of a GenBank genome assembly.